Molecule: messenger RNA, 1602 nt
Organism: Spodoptera frugiperda (fall armyworm)
Lineage: Eukaryota; Metazoa; Arthropoda; Insecta; Lepidoptera; Noctuidae
Product: zinc finger protein 664-like
Exons: 6
Coding region: 81-1316 (411 amino acids)
Biological process (GO): regulation of transcription by RNA polymerase II
Cellular component (GO): nucleus
Molecular function (GO): zinc ion binding; RNA polymerase II cis-regulatory region sequence-specific DNA binding; DNA-binding transcription factor activity
Source: RefSeq, a predicted model, not a curated record
CGUUUAUUUAUUUACUUUCGGGAUCCGGGAUUCUGCAGUAACUUGCAAAAAUGAACAAAUUUAAAUGAAAAGUAAACAAAAUGGAUACAUCGAAUUUGUGUAGAAGUUGUAUGAAAGAAGUGGCGUCAUGGGAGAAAGAGAAUUUCGAUCCUCGAGUUGUGGAAAUGUUUUGUUUUUGCACUAAUAUCGCGAUAUCAGAAGAUGACAAACUACCGAAGCAGUUCUGCUAUGAUUGUGCAAUCAAGAUUGAGUCAGCUUUCACCUACAUUACCGAAGCUCACAAAGUAGACGCCACCCUGAAGAAUAUAAUUUCAAGAACAAACACCUCCAUUAUUGUAGAACCAGAGACACAAUCCAGGCACAUAGAUAACCUCAAACUAACUCUUCCAGAUUAUAAAAUUAGUGCAACCAUAGACAGUUACGAUGAACACAUACUUUUUGAUAACAUAGACUUGCCGGCCAGUGAUAAUCAAAUCAUUCCGGAGAAAAGUUUAGAAGAAAUAGAACCAAUUGAAAAUAUUCCUGAAGAAGUGGAGAAUGCAGAAGAAAAUAAUCCAGAGAGUGUGACAGAGAAGCAGAAUGUGGACGACACUAAGAAGAAUGUUUGUCCCAUUUGUAGGAAAGCUUUCACUUCAAAAACUUGGUUCAACAAGCACAUGAAGAAGGAGCACACAGAGCAUAAAUAUGUUUGUGCACAUUGCCCUAAAACAUUCUCCAAAGCUUCUCUUCUGUCUGAUCAUGCUGCAACACACUCGGACGAGCGCAAGUUCGCUUGUUCGACGUGCGGCAAGCGCUUCAAGAGACGCAAGCAGCUCGCGUGCCAUGCGCGUGCGCACGCCGAUGUCAGACCAUACGCCUGUGACAAGUGCAGUAUGAGGUUCAAGAUAAAGAGUAUAUUGAAGUCCCACAUGAAGGUACACGACGGGGAUAAGCAGUACUUGUGCUACUUCUGUGGGUGGAGCUUUGCACAAGCCGGCAACCUGGAAGUCCACAUGCGCAAGCACACAGGCGAGAAGCCGUUCUGUUGCAACGAGUGCGGGUUCCGCGCCGCCGUGUCCUCCAACCUGCGCCGCCACCAGCGCCAGCACCAGGCCGCCAAGACCUACGUCUGCAAGCACUGCAAUAAGGGGUUCUAUGAUGCCAGUGGACUGGCUCGUCAUUUACGCACACAUACCGGAGAGCUUCCAUACCAGUGUCCGGGGUGCGCACGCGCAUUCGCUGACAGUUGGAAGCGCAAGACGCAUCUCAUGCGCGCGCACAGACUCGCUCUGCCCGAUAUACCGCGCAUGCGACGCGAUGGGCGCACCAUUAAUUGAAAACCUUCCAAUACACCAUACAUGAGAAACAUGUAAUUUGUACCUAUGAAGUAAUCUGGCUGCUUUGCUGUGAAAUUACAGUUUCAUACAAAACUGCAUUAUUGUUGGUAGAUACAUAUAAAAGGCCUAAUAGUAUUUCUUGUGAUAAUACAAACAUUAUUUAUUUAAUACUUAUUUAUAAUUAAAAACUUAUUUAGUUUAUACAUGACAGAACAUACCAAAAACUAGUAUAUAAGUAAGAAAAAUGUACAACAUAAUAGAAAUAAAAAGACAGUAAAUAUUAAAA